Acomys russatus (golden spiny mouse) is the source of this 683-nucleotide messenger RNA. It is a transcript of the gene Mrpl14, whose product is annotated as mitochondrial ribosomal protein L14. Bases 187 to 624 code for a protein of 145 amino acids. Gene Ontology annotation, molecular function: structural constituent of ribosome. Gene Ontology annotation, cellular component: mitochondrion; ribosome. The record is from RefSeq and is a predicted model, not a curated record. The transcript has 3 exons. Lineage: Eukaryota; Metazoa; Chordata; Mammalia; Rodentia; Muridae. Gene Ontology annotation, biological process: translation.
AGCAAGAGAAAGAAUAAAAAGAGAUCGAGGGCAUCAGACUUGGCGACCCCAGAAUGCAAAACUCGGGGGCGGAGGCGGGUGGUUCCCUUCAGCGGCGCCAGCGGCUGGGAAGCAACUGGGACCGGAGGAAAGCCGCGCAGGGGCUGCGCGCACCUGGACGAAGCAGGUUUGCUGUCUUGGGAUCCCAUGACUGCCCUUACCUGCCUCUGGGGCCCCUUCGCCCAUGUCAGCAGAGCGUUCGGCCUGCGCUGCUUCAGCACCUCUGGGAGCCUCAGUGCAAUCCAGAAGAUGACUCGGGUGCGUGUGGUGGACAACAGUGCCCUGGGGAACACCCCAUACCAUCGGCCCCCUCGGUGCAUCCACGUCUAUAACAAAAGCGGGGUGGGCAAGGUGGGCGACCGGAUCCUGCUGGCCAUCAGGGGGCAGAAGAAGAAAGCCCUCAUUGUGGGACAUCGCAUGCCUGGCUCCCGGAUGACCCCAAAGUUUGACUCCAACAAUGUGGUCCUCAUUGAGGACAAUGGGAACCCUGUGGGAACUCGAAUUAAGACACCUAUCCCAACCAGCCUUCGCAAGAGGGAAGGGGAGUAUUCCAAGGUGUUGGCCAUCGCUCAGAACUUUGUGUGACCGAGCAGCCAUUCCUUUCACACUGGUGACGGUGUCCUAGAACAUAAUAAAUGGUUUUU